AUGUCUUCCUCAAGGGACUCUUUCUUGAACGCUCUUAGUAUGAAUGGAGGAGAAGGAGAACACAGCUACUCUAAUAAUUCUCGUCACCAGAGAGAUGUUAUCUCUAAAACACGACCGAUUGUGGAAGAGAACAUCAGAGAAAUGUUACUCAAGUUAAAUUUUCCUAAGCAUUGCAUCAAAGUAACAGAUUUAGGAUGUUCGUCCGGACAAAACACGUUUUUGGUCAUGUCUGAAAUCAUCAACACAAUCACAAAAUCAUACCAACAGAUAAAUCAAAGCAUACCAGAGAUCGAUUAUUGCUUAAACGAUCUUCCGGAGAAUGAUUUCAAUACAACAUUCAAAUUGGUUUCUUCGUUGAACAAAGAGGUUAAAGGAAACUGUUUCAUAUCGGGAGUUCCAGGUUCUUUCUACUCAAGGCUCCUUCCCAAGAAAUCCCUUCAUUUUCUUCAUUCAUCUUAUAGUAUUCACUGGCUUUCUAAAGUUCCUCAAGGGCUUGAAGAUAAUAAGAAGAAUGUAUACAUUAGUAGUGGAUGCUCUCUAAAUGUGUGUCAGAGUUAUAUGGAACAGUUCCAAAACGAUUUCUACUUAUUCUUAAGAAUGCGUUCUGAAGAGAUGUUGCCUAAUGGACGCAUGGUUCUCACGUUCAUAGGAAAAAAAGAUGUAGAUCCUUUAUGCAGAGACGGUUUCUACCUUUGGUCCUUGCUCUCUGAUGCACUCGUCGACCUAGUUUUGGAGGAGGUUGUGAAAGAAUCAGAAGUGGACUCAUUCAACUUACCGUUCUACCAACCGAACGAAGAAGAAGUUAGGGAGGUUGUCCGAAAGGAAGGCUCCUUUGAGAUUAAGAAAAUAGAGACACAUGAACUUCUUGUUUCCAACAAAACCGGUGAAGAUGAAGAUGAUGACUAUGAUGACCAAUCUCAUGGAAUCAAAAUUGGGAAAAAUAUGGCAAAUAUCACAAGAGCCAUCACCGAACCUAUGCUUGUUGCUCAUUUUGGUGAUACCAUUAUCGUUGACUGCCUCUUCAAGAAGUUUGUACACCAUGCGACCCAAAAUUAUGCUAGCUUCCCACGCCAAACAACGUUCAAUAUAAUCAUUUCUUUGAUUAGGAAAUAA
Molecule: messenger RNA, 1113 nt
Organism: Eutrema salsugineum
Lineage: Eukaryota; Viridiplantae; Streptophyta; Magnoliopsida; Brassicales; Brassicaceae
Product: salicylate/benzoate carboxyl methyltransferase
Exons: 4
Coding region: 1-1113 (370 amino acids)
Biological process (GO): methylation
Molecular function (GO): S-adenosylmethionine-dependent methyltransferase activity
Source: RefSeq, a predicted model, not a curated record